This is a messenger RNA of Phalacrocorax carbo (great cormorant), 3855 nucleotides long. The record is from RefSeq and is a predicted model, not a curated record. NCBI's taxonomy places the organism in Eukaryota, Metazoa, Chordata, Aves, Suliformes, Phalacrocoracidae.
CUGGGGCCAGGGCUGCGGCCGGCACACAAUCGGAGGAAACGCGCCGGCUUCGAGCAUUGUUUUGCCGCAGACGCUUGCUUCCUCUGUCCUGCCGCGGGGAUGCUGCUCUCACCAGCACAAAGGGGCUGCAGCAUGGGAGCGCAGCCUCCCCGGCACCCGGCAAGGUGCGGGUGGCACGGGCACAGGUAUGCCACCACGUGGAGUGCCGGCAGCUGAACGGCAGCGGCCCCCUCAGCCUGUGUGAGCUCUGCGACGGCCGCCUCCAUGGCGCCAUGCACUUCGACGGCCACAUUCGCUUUAACCUGCCCCUGCAAGGCUCCAUCCUGGCCCGCAACAUGUCGACGCGCUCGUGCCCCCCACGAACCAGCCCUGUCUCCGAUGUGGAGGAGGAGGAGGAGGGACCAGUGGAUAGCAGAGGGGAGCGGAGGAGCUCGGCGCUGAAGCUGCCCAAAAAGAAGGCUCGGCGUAGGCACACGGACGACCCCAGCAAGGAGUGCUUCACCCUGAAGUUUGACCUCAGCGUUGACAUCGAGGCGGAGAUUGUGCCAGCCCCGAAGAAGAAGUCCCUGGGGGAGGUGCUGCUGCCAGUCUUCGAGAGGAAGGCGAUUGAGCCGAGCAAGGUGGACAUCUACCUGGACCAGUCCCACACACCGCUCUCCCUCCAGUUUGAGGCAUACCGCUUUGGGGGGCACUAUCUGCGGGUGAAAGCUAAGCCCGGGGAUGAGCUGAAGGUGGAGCAGGCGGUGCAGGAUGCCAGGAUGGCCAGCCUGCCCAUCCUGCACCCCGUCAGCACUGCUGUGCUCCUCAGGCCGGUGCCAGAACCAGUGCUGGGACACCGAGAGGGCACUGACAGCCUGGCUCCAGGCCGGCGGAGGAAGAACAUGACGGAGUUCCUGGGGGACGCCAGCAUCCCCAGCCCUGAGCCAGCCCCCCAUGGUGGCAGCUCCCCGUCUGCCAACGGCACCGACACCUGGAAGAACCGCGCCGCCAGCCGCUUCAGCGGCUUCUUCGGCUCUGGCACUGGCACCGGCUCCUUUGGGCGGGAGACUGAGAAGCUGGAGCAGCUGGCGAGCAGGCUGCACGCCUACGGCACCUUCGGGCUGCCCAAGCUGCCGCCCCAGCUCCGCUUCGACCGCGACUCCUGGGAGGAGGAUGGGGACGAGGCCGGGCUGGCGUUGGAGGAUAGCUGGCAGCAGAUCAUCCGGGGCGCUGAGGCCCUGUCGCGCCGGCAGUGCCACCAGCAGGAAGCCAUCUGGGAGCUGCUGCACACCGAGGCCACCUACAUCCGCAAGCUCAAAGUCAUCACUGAUCUCUUCCUCUGCUGCCUGCUGAACCUGCAGGAGUCGGGGCUGCUCUGCGAGGUGGAUGCUGAGCGGCUCUUCAGCAACAUCGGGGAGAUCAUCCGGCUGCACCGUGAGCUGUGGCGUGGUGUCAUGGCCCCAGUGCUGGCCAAGGCGCGCCAGACUGGGGCACUGCUCGACCCCAUCGACUUCCUUGAUGGCUUCAAGAUGUUUGGCUCCCUCUUCAAGCCCUACGUGCGGUACUGCAUGGAGGAGGAGGGCUGCAUGGAGUACAUGCGGGCGCUGCUGCGGGACAGUGAGCUCUUCCGUGCCUACGUGACGUGGGCCGAGAAGCACGAGCAGUGCAGCCGCCUGAAGCUGAGCGACAUGUUGGUGAAGCCCCACCAGCGCCUCACCAAGUACCCGCUGCUCCUCAAGUCCGUGCUGAAGAAGACUGACGACCCGCGAGCCCGUGACGCCAUCACUGCCAUGAUUGGCUCUGUGGAGCACUUCAUCAACCACAUCAACUCGCGGAUGCGGCAGCGGCAGGAGCGGCAGCGCCUGGCUGCCAUCCUUGACCGCAUUGACACCUAUGAGGUGGUGGAGGGCAGCACGGAUGAGGUGGACAAGCUGCUGAAGGAAUUUCUGCGGCUGGACCUGACGGCCCCCAUACCUGGCACGUCCCCAGAGGACACCCGGCAGCUCCUUCUUGAGGGCAGCCUGCGGAUGCGGGAAGGUAAAGAUAGCAAGAUGGACGUCUACUGCUUCCUCUUCACUGACCUCUUCCUCAUCACCAAGCCUCUCAAGAAGGCUGAGCGCACCAAGGUGAUCCGGCAGCCCUUGCUGGUGGACAAAGUGGUUUGCCGGGAGCUCAGGGACCCAGGCUCCUUCCUCCUCAUCUACCUGAAUGAGCUGGGGAGCGCCGUGGCCGCUUACACCUUCCAGGCCAGUGGGCAGCUGCUGUGCCGCAGCUGGGUCGAGGCGGUGCGCAAUGCCCAGAACCUGCUGCAGCAGCUACGGCAGCGCUGGCGCCUGGAGGAGGAGGAAGAGGAGGAGGAUGGCGAGAGUGGUGCCUCAGCUGCCAGUUCACCCACUGUCAUGCGCCAUGGCAGCGCCAGCCCGGACUCGCAGCGGUGCCCCUCUGACGGCUCCACUGAGACCCUCGCCGUGGUGGUGGCAGACGGCGGUGACGAGCUCUCCUCCCCGGACUGGGAUGCGGGGCCCUUUGGCUCGACCUCGGACGGCUCCUCCAUCAGCACCGGCAUCUCCACGGACACCCCCACCUCUGCCGAGACCCCAACCCAGGAGCUGGCCAUGGGCGCCCUACCUGUACCCCUGCCCCAUGGCAUGGCCCCCCCGGCUGGUGGCUGCCGCUCGUCCUCCAUUGACAGCGCCUACGGCACGCUCUCGCCUGCCUCGCUGCGGGACUUUGGCCAGCAGCCGGAGGGGGCGGCUGAGGAGAGACGGGAGCCCCCGCCGACUCCGCGGCCCCCCUCACCCCGGCUGCGUCGCCAGGCGCCCGUGCAGCGCCUGCCCUGCCCGGCCAGAGUGCUCAAGUCCAAGUCAGAAGCCAGCCUGCCCCAGCUCCUGCCCCUCGGCCCCCCAGCCCCCCUCAGCCAGAGCCGCAGCCUCUCUGACCUCUGUGGUGGCCCUCCCCGGACUAGCCAAGCCACCGGCCCCCCGGCUGCCCCUGGCAGCAGCAGCAGCUCCACCUCCGAGCUCUCAGAGCUGGAGGAGUUGGUGGAGAGUCCGGCAUCCCUCCCAGGGGAGCUCAGUCACAACCCCCCGCCCGCUGCCCGCCGCACCCUCUCGGACCCGCAGUCAGCACAGCACCGCAAGCUGACGCUAGCACAGCUCUACCGGAUCCGGACCACGCUGCUGCUCAACUCCACGCUGACUGCCUCGGAGGUCUGAGAGCUGCCGGGGCGGCAAGGAUGGAUGCGUGGCCACACCAAGGAGCUGCUCCCGCUUCUAACUGUAGUGUAACGCCAGGGCUGGGCAGAGCAGGUGCUGGGAUGCCGCGCCAGCGGGGGCACGGAUGGGGAUGCAGACCGGUCCUCUCGGCAAGGACGUGCCUGGGCACGGCGGCGUAGGGCUGCCCACUUCUUCCCAGAGCGGGGACGGACACAGCACAUGGCUCAGGCCAAACCCUUGUCCACAGAGAUGAGGGUUGUCGGUCAGGGCCCAGUUGCCCCAUGGUGUGUCGGGUAGGGGGCCCUGGGGACUCAGGGGGCUGCAGGGUGCUGUGGGGUGGCUCUGGUGGGUGAGGAAGGGAUGAUGAUGUUGGCAGCGGUGAGUGAGGAAGGUGCUGAGAGGGAUGCGGCGCUGGCAGCACGGUGCUGCAGGUGGUGUGGGGAGGAGGCUGGGGCUGGUGGCAGGAGGGCACAGUGCUGGGCUGGGGUCCCAGGGUCUGGCUGGGGCAGAGUUUGCCCUGUGGGGUGAGAUGGAAGGCAGCGCCCGGGGCCGGAGCGUGAGAGCCACGGGGGGACGUGGCAGUGGCCGGAGGGCCGGCUACUGUCCCGUGCUGGGCUGUGCUCCACGUCCCGGCCGAGCAAUAAACCCAGCUGGUGCACGC